AUGCCCGCCGUCACCCGCUCCCUCGAAAAUGCGGUCCUUCAAGCCCAUCGUGCAAAGGGAGUGCGCUACCCAACAGCCAAUCAAAAAGAAUGCUUUAAGACCUGGUAUUCGUAUGCACUCCGUCAGGGAGAGGAGAUUAGGGAGCAGGCGCCUGGAGGCAGGACAUAUCUUUAA
Messenger RNA from Exserohilum turcica Et28A, 174 nucleotides. RefSeq lists its product as uncharacterized. The record is from RefSeq and is a predicted model, not a curated record. Lineage: Eukaryota; Fungi; Ascomycota; Dothideomycetes; Pleosporales; Pleosporaceae. Bases 1 to 174 code for a protein of 57 amino acids. The transcript has 2 exons.